UAUAUUAUAUAUUUAAUAUAUUAAUCUACAGCUGCAGCUCGACGUCCUCGAUUGCAGACAGUCCCAGCACCGCAGUCCUGUGUACUGUUUUAAUGCAGGGCAGUUUUCUGUCUGCAGUGUAGAGAAAGUAACUCUCAUAACAGUUGGAGACGCAGGCCUGUCCAGGAUGAAAAGCGUCAGGGUUGUAGUGGUUGGAGCCGGGGUGAUUGGCCUCUCCACCGCUGUCUGCAUCGCAGAGGCUCUUCCUUUCUGCUCCGUUACUGUCCUCGCUGAGACGUUCAGCCCAAACACCACCAGUGAUGGAGCUGCUGGGAUCCUGUUUGCUGCAGAGUUUCCAGAUAUUCCCUUGGAAAGACAAAAACGCUGGUUCAAGGACAGCUUUGAUCACCUUUUGGCCAUUGCUGUGUCCGAACAAUCACCAGAUGCUGGAGUAAUGCUGAGCUCAGGUUGCCAAAUAUUCAAGGAGGUUCCAGCCAAAAAGAUGCCCUUCUGGUCAGAGUUUGUGAUCGGUUUUCGAUCCAUGACUGACCGUGAACUGAAACGGUUUCCGGAUCAUAAGUUUGGCCAGGCGUUCACCACCAUAAAAUGUGAAUGUGCCAGUUACCUGCCGUGGCUCGAGAAGAGGUUCAGGAAAGCUGGAGGUAAAGUGGAGCAGAGGAAAGUCAACAAUCUUCAGGAAUUAAGCAACAGCUUUGAUAUAAUUGUCAACUGCUCUGGUCUGGGCUCCAAAAUGCUGGUGGGUGACACCGAAGUGUACUCAGUCAGAGGCCAGGUCCUCAAGGUGGAGGCUCCCUGGCUGCAGCACUUUAUCCGAGAUGGAGAUGGAAAGACCUACAUCUACCCCGGCACACAAAGCAUCACUAUAGGUGGCACGAGGCAGGAGGGGGACUGGCGACUACAGGUGGACGAAGGAGACACGAAGGGCAUCCUGGAGCGCUGCAGCAGGCUGGAGCCGUCGCUCAGCAAAGGCAAAGUUGUCAGCACGUGGGUCGGUCUGAGGCCGAGCAGGAAGAACCCAAGGGUGGAGAGGGAGGUGGUUCAGCUGCACGGCCGCCGGGUGCCUGUGGUCCACAACUACGGCCAUGGCGGCUGGGGGGUCACCCUGGCCUGGGGUACAGGCCUGGAUGCUCUGGGGCUGGUCAGGCAGUGCCUUCAUGAAAUGCCUCCGCAGGCAAAGCUGUGAAUAAAUUCUGCCACUAAAUCCUUUAAGUGGUGCUAAUAACAAUUUACUUUAAAUAAUAGUACAGAGGUGCAAAUUAAUGACUGAACACAUCAAAACUACAUAAACAUAAAAGUAAUUUAUGCAAAGUCAUUUUGAAUUUCAUGGUACUUCAAUAAACUGCUAAUGGUGGCAAACAAUCUUUUAGGAGAUAAUGUCAUAAUAAAUCCUGCUGUUUUUUUAAACAUCUGGUGCCAAUCACAGUUACCUUUUAACUACAGAGAUCUACUGCUGGAGAUAUAAACUGAAAGUAGAUGGGUAAUCAACAGUCUUGUUAGCAUAUUUACAAUGUAUAUAGAAAAUAUUUUUUUAUUAAUUAACACGAAAACACUGUACAUUAUUUAAAUGUGAGACCAUUUUAAUUUACUGUUUUGAAACUGAUUUGAAAUAAACAGACAAAGCAACUGUAAAACUUUCUGUCAACUCUAUACAUAAAAUGCACUGAGAAAAGAAUAUUGAGUUACAGUAAAUGCAGCGAUGAAUAAUGUAUUAAUAAAGGCUUUGUUUGAUUUCAGAUAAAGGAGCGCUCACUGCUGAACACUGCUGCUUGUGUAACUGUUGGACUGUGACCAGGUCUAGGGCAGAGACAGACUACAGACUAUUUCAGCUGAAUGGAGAAUAUCUGGACUGUUUCAUAAUGAACCAAACUUGACCAGGAUUCAGUUGUGUGUACAUAGAUAGGUCAGUAAUAUAUAAACAUGAUGGA
Scomber japonicus (chub mackerel) is the source of this 1925-nucleotide messenger RNA. RefSeq names its product D-aspartate oxidase (gene ddo). The coding region runs from base 167 to 1183 and encodes 338 amino acids. Lineage: Eukaryota; Metazoa; Chordata; Actinopteri; Scombriformes; Scombridae. Gene Ontology annotation, molecular function: D-amino-acid oxidase activity; FAD binding. The transcript is spliced from 5 exons. The record is from RefSeq and is a predicted model, not a curated record.